AUGGGUGCAGCGCCGAGUCGUGAAACAGCCGAGCACCGGCUCUCUCAGCCACCUUUCUACGGCCAGCGCCAGAGGAUUGUUCUCAUUCCGCUUCUGAAAAGGUUCUUCCCUAGUUCAGACUGCUCCCUGUUUGUGCAGCUUUACGAAGCGCAAUGUGACCCGACGGUGCGGUACUACUGCUAUGCCAAUGCCAGCGCCAACAAAGUGCAAGCGAUGCCAACCUCACCGGUGUCUUCGACAGUGUCCACGACACCCGAGGGCGUCGGCAAUGUUGCCUCGUCAAACUACCUGGCUGAGGUAGUUGGUAGCGCUCCUGCCUACUGUCCGCCGGCUGACGUGUUUCCGGCUGUGUCUUGGACACGGGAGGCCAUGUAUGAUGCGUACAUCACCAACGGCGGCGAGAAAAUGGUCUACGAGACAGACGAGGAGAUGCUAAGAGCUUAUCGCGCAGACGCAACCUCGGUGCGACCGCUGCCGUGCGCUGUGGCCUUCCUCUACCACCGACCACCUUCUGCAGCAAGUUACACCACUUUGGCUUCUGCAAGGGAUGCUAGUAACGGGCGGGGCGCGAGGUCAGCUCUCACCACUGGGGCUGCUUCUGGCGGCGCGCAUAGUUUCCCUGAGGACUGCACUGAGCUUCUGGGCGUCUACGUGAAGGCGACGGGGUUUAUCGGCGAUGUACGUGGCCUGGGUGCUUCGCGCGCGCGAAAGCUGCAGGACUAUGAGAUGCAGAUGUUUCUCAUCAAGUCCGCCGGCGACCAUCACUGCACGCACGUCUUCAUCACGGCAGUCUACACGUAUGCCGAGCAGUGGCAGCGUGCGUGCCUGCAUUGUGUGCCGUGUGACCUCGCAAUGAAGGAACUUGCACCAGUCUCGACGCAAGACAGCGGCACUGCUGACAAGGAUCUCGGCGAUGUCUUCUUCUACUAUAAGCCCUUUUCCCAACCACAUGACAUGUUCGUGGAGGCGAGCCGCACAGCUGGCCAUCAUCGCGUGGGGAAGGCAGCAGCGGCGGAGGGAAGCGAGGAAGGGGGUGGCACGUUUAAACUGGAGGAAACGGUUCAGUUUUGGGCACCGCCACCGCUGCCUUCACUCGUCAUUCGUAGUCGCCGGGCCAAUGUGUCGCUGCUGUGCUUCCUGCGCGAGGUGCGCACGUGCGUGCGCUCAUUCUUUCUUUUCCACUUCAAGCACUAUCUUGAUCACCAGGACUCACUGAAGCUGGAGAAUAGCGAAGGGAGAGGGGGAGCUGACAGCGGAGAGGAUUGGAGGACGGAGAAAACGUGCCCCAUCAAUCCCCUCGACCGCAGGGCUGGUGAGAGGCAUUUCUUCCACAUGCCUCCGCCUGGCAGCGCGCAAAUGUGGCUGCAGGAGGCGACGCGUGUGACGCUGCCGCUUACUGAGGACGGCUGCGAGGGUACCGACAUGGAUACGGAGUCGAUGCUGAAUUUUUACUUAAUGGCGCCCUACGUGCUUGCAUUGGUCGAGUUCAUUGUGGUCUGUCUGCUGCACAACAUCAACCCUUUAGAGCUCUUCCGGCUUUCAUCGGAGCCGGACGAUUUGGCGAUGGCGGCGGCCUCUGCGGGUUGCCUCAAGAAGGGUCUCACCACGACAAGGGAGGCGCCUGCAGCUGACCCAGUGGGCGACGACGCUUCUUUCUUAAACACCGCGGCAAUGAUGGCCGGCAGCCCCACAUUACAGCACUCCCUCUCUUUCAUUCGCCUACCGGAUGAGAACAUGCUUGUACAACCUUGGCCACCCAGCAGCACCCGAGUCGAGGCAAGCGGUGAGGCAUCCUCUACUAUCGCUGCUGCUGGUUCUUCCACAGGUGCCGGGAUACUUUCGGCGUGGCGAUCGCGCCACACCGACCAUCACCUGUUCUGGUCGGUGGGACCGGACGUCGUGAACCGGCGCUCCGCCACCGCGGCGUUGCUGCACUGGUACACAACUGAAAAAGCUCCUGUGGUGUGGGGGUAUAGCCUGGACGAGAAGGGCCAUGAUGCUGUUGCUGACGGCAAGAAGAACGCCAUUGUCAGCUGCAAUGUGUCGGCACAGGUCUUUCCCUCUUUAUCCUUGGAGAGCUACAUGAGCACAGUGACAGUGAACGGGCACACGGAGGAGCUGCUGCGCUGCAACACGGUGCUCUGCUUAGUGCGGCUGGAAGCCGAGACGCCAGCGGAGGCGCGCGUGCUGCGUGUGUGUAGCCUACCGUUGGAGGAGCUGCUUCUCGGCGAGCUACGCAACGCCUGCAAGCUUGCUCGCGAGGCGAGCCCAGAGGACCCACAUUGGGUGCGGCAGAGGGAGGGUACCAGCGGUGAUGGAGGCUCGAUGAAGUACGCAGGCUGCGUGCUGCACGCGUCCGAUCCAGCUGAGGGGGAGUCCAGAACGGUCAUUCCCAGCAAGGGUGUGGAGCCGUCGGUUGUGCCGCCGGAGGCCGACGGGAUCAUUGGUGAUGGGGCGUCGUGUCUAUGGCGGGUGAACUUGAUUGAGGACAUGUGCCGUAUCAUCGCCGUGACACCGUGGUUCCUGAAGGCAAGCGGCAAGAGGCAUCACAAGAAGAAGCUGCAGUCCAAGGCGGUCUUCGUGCCCGGCACGGCUCCUGAAGUCUUUCUGGCAGCUGCCUCCUCCUCACCAGCCGCCACUUUGUCCACACCAGCGCCGUCAGCUACCACCAAGCCUCCGCCGAAAGAUGGAGGUGAGUCGAAGGCGAAAGUGACGCCGCCAGUGAGGGCUCCAAUGGGCGCAGCACCGAACAGGCAGGAGCCUGCGGCGCUGGGGGAGGAAAAGUCUGGCGGCACUUUAACCGUACUGGGUCUUCUGGCGACCGAUGCCGCCAUUACCACCGCCACCGCCUCCGCUGCUUCAACCACGAAGGCGAAGAAGGCACAGAAGGCGGUGAGCGCCGCUGCAGCACUAGUCUCUGCCUCCACCCCUACAGCUGUUGAGUUGAGGACUGAGAGUGAGGCGGCUUCCCCUGCCGCUGUCAGCGUCGAAAGUAUGGUGGCGACUGUGGACGUCGCUGCUAUGGCUACCCAGCCCGAGACCACGAAGUGGGUCAAGACGACUCCAGCGGAGAACUGGAAGAAGGCCGAGGUAGCGAAGGAGAAGUCACCUGUGGUCGUCACUUACACUGGUGCUGCGACAGCAGACAAGCAGGGUGAGUCUUCACCACCGUCAACUUCCACCUUGGCUGCCGCCAUACAUGCAGAGGCGGCGACCGCGGAGAAGGCGAAGGGGGCGAAAGAGGGCGACGGCGCUUCAGGCAGCAGCACUGUGGGAGUCACUGGAACCACCAUCACUUCCACCGCUGCCCAUGCAACGACCCUAGCGGCAGGCAAUCUGAACAAGGCACCAACGUUGCUACGAUCCCUGCAGCCCCCAAUGCCAGCUGGUGAGCAUGAUCCGAGCCGCAAGAGCAACAAAGUCGGCGCCGGUAGAAAGUACCGAGCCCCUUCCACCAUGAGCUCGACUGGUAGCGGCAGCGAAACAGCUUGUGCUCUGCAAUACUCGCCAGGGUACAACCCCUACUUUUCACUGCCAUUGUAUGAUGUCUACCCACCGCCGCCGCUGCCGCCGCCGCUGCUGCAACUGCCACCCCCGUCACUGCUGCGUGGCCUCUACGAGCAGAACGGUUACACUCCCGGCUAUAGCUACCGAGGACUUCCACCGCCUCCGGGCUUUACAGACCCCCAUAGUAGUGCUAAGACCUCGCCAAGCUACGGCGGCUACUACUACGUCUCCGAUGAAUAUGAGCUGCCCGCAGGCUACGACGGCAGCUGCAACAACAGCCCCAGCAAUGCCGCUUGGCGCUACAACACAAGGAUGAGCAGCGGAGCAACAGGUAUUACUGAAGUUGCAAAGCAGAUGUUUGGAGACGAAUGCGUUAAUUUACCAUACGUGUACGCAACACCACCACCGCAGCUGCAAUCACAGCGGCAGCACGCGGGAACGGCGGAGAGCAGCCCCGGAGAAGACUUUGUCUCCUUCGUGCAACCCUACUCGCUGCCCGCUAAUGCUGAGGGCCACUGCUACGAGGCAGGCGCACCUGUUGGUGUGGCAGCUGACGUCUCUCUUACGCGACAGGAGAAUGAGAUGAGCUCGUUCAUCGUAGCACCAGGAAGCCAACGGACAGCGUCGAUCUCCUUCCGGGAUCAUUUGAGCUUUGAAGCAGACAUUGAUGGGUCUAAAGGGGGUAUGGCGGAUAUAACGCCUCUCAGCUCUCCGAGAAGACGAGGAGUCUCGUUUCAGUGCGACGACUCGCCUUGCGGUGGUUCUUCCGUUUCUAUGUCUUUCGUACCCAUCAACAUCCACCGCCACAGCCACCACUACUCAACAGCAGCGCCGCCGCCUCUGCCCCUCCAGAGUCCAGGCACCUGCUCGCACGGUAUGUCGAACACCUGUAAGGACUGCCCCAACGCAUCUGCGAGAACUACUGCAUCGCCCCCGCUGCUUCAACGGGAUGAGUCGAUCUCCGCCUUCACGAACAGCAGUGGCACUUUGCUGGUGGGCGGGCAGCACUGGCACCACACCAGAUACGCUAGCAGCCCAUACCAGACCGGCUGCACCAUAAUGGAGGGUGCUGGGGUGCUGUGUGGCGAGGGCGGUGGUCCCGCAGAUGGGACGGUGAAUGUGACGGUGAGGGUGCGCCAUUCUCAUAACCGCACGCAUUCCCACGCAGGCAGCUACUUCAGCGACGCCACCACGGACCAGGCAAGUGCGCAACGCUACCACCAUGACCGGGUGCAUUCCACGAACUGCAGCACCUCAGUGGCGAGCGGUGGCGGCUUUGGGGCCGGGGCUACCAGCCUGACUGGAACGCAGAUUUCGCACAGCUGCGCAAGCCUGGAACCCGCGUCGAUUGUGUUCCCCGGGGCAUCCGGCGGCGGGUCGGGCUCUGUUUGCGAACGCAGCAGCGCUAAGAAGGGUGAUCGCCAUUACCAUGUCUCAGCCUCUUGCGAACGCGAUGGGCGCCAGUCCCGCCAUCAUGGGUCUGGCGUGGCGGCUAGCAGCACGCGCAGCGGUGACACCCCGAUAUUAGGGCGACUGGCGGACAAGCGUACGAGAACGUACCGGUGGGACUGGCGCAUGGCAUCGUUAGAUAUAGGAGACGACGACUGA
Messenger RNA from Leishmania braziliensis MHOM/BR/75/M2904, 5115 nucleotides. RefSeq lists its product as hypothetical. The record is from RefSeq and is a predicted model, not a curated record. NCBI's taxonomy places the organism in Eukaryota, Euglenozoa, Kinetoplastea, Trypanosomatida, Trypanosomatidae. The coding region runs from base 1 to 5115 and encodes 1704 amino acids. The transcript has a single exon.